Messenger RNA from Alligator mississippiensis (American alligator), 2230 nucleotides. Its product is annotated as immunoglobulin superfamily member 10. Bases 183 to 1145 code for a protein of 320 amino acids. The record is from RefSeq and is a predicted model, not a curated record. The transcript has 5 exons. Gene Ontology annotation, biological process: cell adhesion. Gene Ontology annotation, molecular function: integrin binding. NCBI's taxonomy places the organism in Eukaryota, Metazoa, Chordata, Crocodylia, Alligatoridae.
CAUAUGGGUGUGGGUGUGAUUUCUGGGUUGUGUGUGAGGCCCAGAUCCCGUCUGUGCCCCCGCCCGAUCCGCCGGCGGCGCAGCGACAGGAUGGAGAGGAGGAGCCGGGCGGGGAGGGACCUGGACACGGCUGCACCCAAUUGGCUCGGCCCCACCUGCCGCCGCCGCCCGCGCUCGGUGCCAUGGGCCGGCUGCGGGCCCUGAGCCCCCUGGCGCUGCUCUGUCUCUGUCUGCCCGCAGCAUGCCUUGACCCCUGCGUCCCCAGCAUCACCCCCCCCAAGCCUGUGGUCCCAUUCGGGGGCUCCGUGGACCUCAACUGCACCUGUGCAAAUGCCAGUGAGCUGAACUGGGAGGUAUCGGUGCUGAAGAAGACACAGCAGGGGCCUGGCUGGGUGUCCCUGAGCAUCACCAACAUCUCAGACUGGAGCCCAGUGGACCUGAAGUGCUACAGGCAGGGGGACCUUGAGGGCCGGGCCAUUGUCGAGGAUAUGCUCCAUGUUUAUGAGCUCUCCCACCUUGAGAUCCACCCAGAUGCUGAGAUUGUGGCCAGGCGCAAGGGGCAGGUCUUUUGCCGUGUCUAUGCCCGCACAUCCGAAGAGUCAGAGCCUGACCUCACCUUGACAUUGAGCAGCGGCGGCCAUGAAUGGCUCAGAACCCACAGGAAUCACUCUCUGCAGUAUGACUUUGUGCUAAAGCCUGAGCAAGAUGGUACCGAGCUUGUAUGUGAGGCCAAGCUGCACCUGGGCCAGCAGGAGUUGUCUGUGAAUACCAGUGUCACUCUACGUGUCUGGGCCAUACCCUACAAUGUCAGUGUCUGGGCUGAGCAGAUGUCAGUGGCAGCUGGUGGCAACAUUGUGGUGCGGUGCCAUGCACAGGGGAACCCACCACCUGUGCUGCACUGGGUGCUGCCUUCUGAGGAUGGCGUGCAGCGGCUGGACAAUGACAGCAUUGUGACCAUCAGCACGGCCCAGAGUGCCCACAAUGGCACCUACAAGUGCGUGGCUGAGAACCGCUUUGGGAGUGUUACGGGCCAGACUGACGUGGUUGUAGAAGCCUCCUAUCAGGUCUGGGUUGCACCUGUGGUGGUCGUGGUCAUGCUGAUUGUCGUGGCGGUCAGUGGCUUCCUCUGGUACUCAUUCAAGUAACCGGGCUGGAGUACAACAACGGCUCACCUGGGGACUCCGGGCCUGUGCCAGUGCCCUCUGACUGCAUUGGCCAGCCCCCAGCUCCUGCUUCUGCUACAAGCCGCACAACCCCUCCCCCCCCCCCCCCCCCAUCCACCCAGGUUGAUGGAGGAUGAGGGUCAUGCAGGAGGGCUCAGCUGGCUGGUCCAAGCCAUACCACUGAGUUCAGCAGCUUUGCAUCCAACCUGCCCAUGUCCCGGAUCUGCUGUGACCAGUUGCCAUGGGGUCCUGGUUGGGAAUGGGGCCUGCAUGGCCAUGGGGCAUCCCUUUUACCUGCUGGGAGCACCUGCUGGCAAAGCUGAUGGCCUUGGAUUGGUGGUUGAAAGUCCACAGGAGAGCAAGGAGCUCCAUGAAAAGUUGCUCAUGUGGGAAACAGGCAGAACUCUCCAUCCUCGGAGUCAUCUGGAUCGGCUCCAGCUGGAUCAUCCACUGGGGGGUGCACACGAGCAAGGGUGAAUCUAAGGGGGCUGUGAGGCAGUUACCCCCUUCAGUUCCUGCUUCCAGCUGGCUGGGAGGGGCAGCAGCAUUUCUUCUCCUCCUUCCUGCCUCAUUAUAAUGUACCUGAUUCCUGCUAAUCUCAGUUGCUAACAACCCUCUCUCCUUUUAGUGGCUCCAUUAACCAAAUUCUUUUUGCUAUUCCAGUGUAUCUGCCUGUCAGCUCCUCCACAUACCGCUUCUCAUCUGUGUCACAGCUGGGCCCACUGGUUUUAGUCCUACCUAAAAACCUUAACUCAGGUGUGCUUGGAUUAACUCAGGUGAACAUUGGCUCAAACCCAGUCAUACCCCAUUCCCUCUCCCUUUCAGCCUCUGCUCUCUGCUGCCGUGCGACACAGGAGACUGGGCAAGAGGGACCUAGGGUCUGGUAAAUGGCAGUUCUUAUGGUCCUCUCUUCAUAACAUUAACUCAAACGUGGAAAUGACUGACUGUAGCAUUGUCAAGAUGCUUCAGAGGGCCAGCCCCAGCCUCUAGUAUUUUUGCUUUGAUCUUAAACAGAAUACUCAAGCCCCUGACAGAGUAAUACAGCUUCUAGCUUUUUUUUACCUGGA